Molecule: messenger RNA, 3905 nt
Organism: Dreissena polymorpha
Lineage: Eukaryota; Metazoa; Mollusca; Bivalvia; Myida; Dreissenidae
Product: CUGBP Elav-like family member 1
Exons: 6
Coding region: 275-2500 (741 amino acids)
Cellular component (GO): ribonucleoprotein complex
Molecular function (GO): RNA binding
Source: RefSeq, a predicted model, not a curated record
ACAACGAUAACGGAUAUCAUUUAUGUAAAUUAGUGACGUCAUAUCUAAUUUCCUGCCGAUGCGGCGUGCAAUCGAUAGUUUUCAGAAUCACAAAAUAACGCCGACUUUCACGUUGACACAUCCAAUUUUUUUGCUGUGAAGUUUUUUGGCUGAACCCAGUUUUUUCCUAAGACAUCAUUACAGUUUUUCACAGAAUUGUGAGGCCAGUUUUUUCCAACCGUUUCUGCAUUUUUUAUCUACAAGUUUGAAGCUCCAAAAAGGGACAUAAAUCACCAUGUCGUACGACGAUAAUCCAAACAAGACCAACUUGAUCAUCAAUUACCUUCCCCAAGUCUACACAGACGAUGAAAUGUACACGCUGUUUGCAACGAUCGGGAACGUGGUAAACUGCCGCAUCAUUCGAGACAAGAACACCGGCUACAGCUACGGAUUUGGGUUUGUCGAAUACUCGUCCCCGGAAGAAGCCCAGAAUGCUAUCAUGUCCUUGAAUGGGUGCGAGAUCCAAAAUAAGCGGAUCAAGGUUGCUUUGGCACGUCCACCUGGGGAGAACACAAAGGGAGCUAACCUGUAUGUCCGUAACGUUCCCCAACAUUACUCUGAGGAUGAUUUGAGGGACAUUUUCGCACAGUAUGGCACUAUUGUCCAAGUCCGAAUCCUAAUUGAUCAUAACACCAAUAUGUCCAAGGGGGUAGGUUUUGUCCUGUUUGAGUCCAGGAGCAUGGCGGAAAAUGCCAUGGCAUGGAACAACAAGGUGCCCCCUAAUGGCACCCUGCCAUUGUCAAUCAAGUUUGCAGAUGAGAAUUCAAAGAAGGUUCGACCUCCUCCCGGGGAAAUGGGUGGCUAUGGUUACGGGAUGCAGUCACGCGGUGGCUUCUCUGGUGGUCCGAUGAGAGGGCCAGCUGGGGGGAGCAGGAUGAGGUAUAAUCCCAUGGGCACUGGGGCUGGAAUGGGGAAUGGGUAUGGGUCCUACUCUGGAGGCUACCAAGGGGGCUAUGUCAGUCCUGCUGGGGCAGCCCCAAAAAGGGGCAUGGGUGUACGGAUGGGAACUCCAGGGAGGGGUGCGGCAAGAAACUCUGGGAGUCCAUAUGGGGCUGGGGCCACUCAGUUUGGGGCGGGGGAUGCGUCGGACACAGAUGGGACCAUCUUGUUUGUGUACAAUAUCGGGGUAGAUGCCACAGAAGGUGAUCUCUGGAACCUGUUCACGCCCUAUGGUAUGGUAAAAAAGGUCAACAUCAUUUGGGAUCAUGCUAAGAAUCAGUGUAAGGGGUUUGGCUUCGUUACCAUGUCCACCCUUGACGAAGCCAAAUAUGCGAUUGAGUAUUUGAAUGGGUUCUACUACAAAACUGCACCCCUCCAGGUCUCAAUAAAGACUGAUAAGAAAUUAACCACAGUCAACCAGUCCAAGAUGACUACGAAGGAAAUCACCAACAAUUUGAUCAUCAAUUACCUGCCACAGUUCCUCACAGACGAGGAGUUCAAGAACAUGUUUCUCACCAUCGGGCCAUUGAAGUCAACGAAAAUUGUCAGAGACAAGGCUACUGGUUUCAGUUACGGCUUUGGAUUCGCAGAGUUUGUGUCCGUCGAUGACGCGGAACGUGCGGUCAAGGUGUUUGACUACCUGCCAAUGUACGGGAAAAGGAUACGGGUCCAGCAUGCCAACAAGAGCGAUGAGCUUUCCAAGGGAUAUAACAUCUAUGUGAAAAACAUUCCAAGCGAGUACACGGAAAGUGAGCUGGAAAAACUGUUUGAGCCUUUCGGUAAAAUCUCAACGUGUAAAGUGCUGAUAGACCUUCAGACUGGACAGUCAAAGAACGUCGGCUUUGUGUUGUAUGAUACAAAGGGUGAGGCCGACAAAGCGAUCAGUGAAAUGCAUGGCAAAAAGUGUCCGGGGUCUAAUAAUUACCUUGUAGUGAAGUAUGCUGAUGAUUCCAGUGUUAAGAAAUCGGGCAAGAACAUGCCUAUCCCACCUAUUCUUCCUCAAGUAACCCCAGCUUCCCCCUUGGUUGCUCCACCACCUAUUCUUAAUCAUGGAAACGGAUUUGUUUCACACAACAGCCAGGCAGGGCCAGUUCGCAAUCAAACAGCCAACCGCUUCCGUUUCAAUCCUAUGGCCAGGGAAGAUACGACUUUUGGACACCAGUCUAGUUUUGGGUCCGGAUUCACGAGCCCGAGCACAGGAGGGUACCAGUCUGGUAUGACGAGCCCAGAACCGAGCUACGCUGGCUCGUUGACUGAUAUACCGCAGGGUCCUGGACCAUUCUCAAUCUUCGUCCACAAUAUUGGAGAGGACGCAGAAGACCGUGAGUUGUGGGCCCUUUUUUCUCCGUUCGGGACCGUUCAGAAGUGCACAGUGAUGAUGGAUACGGACCGAAAGGUCUGCAAAGGCUUUGGCUUCGUUGAUAUGGUCCACGUGAUGGAGGCUUCCAACGCCAUCCAGAAUCUGAACGGGUACUUCUAUAAGGGCAGGAAACUUAGUGUGUCGUUCAAACACAAGAAAUGACAUUAAAACGACUGUUUGUUUGGGAGUGGCACAAAUUUAUGCUGAACAGAUAUUUGGUGUUCAUUUCUUUAAAUAUUGAUUCUACUUCUACUUAUAAGGCAUUAUGAUACCCGAAUUUUUGUUUUAAAGUUUUCUCUUUAUUUUCUACCAUACUGUUUUCACUAAAUAGUGUUGUUAUGUUAACAGAUCUCGAUCUAAUUGAUUAUAUAAAAAGUUUUUCUUUUCGAUUUGUGUAUAAUUGUUUGAUCAUUAUGCAAAGAAUUUAGUUCAAUAAUUAAGAACCUUAUAUUUACUAUAAGCCUUUUAUUUAACUUGCUUUUGUUUGUUAUUAUUGGUGCAUUCUUGAUGAUGGCGAUCGAAAUUCUUUGUUUAAGUUUUCUUCAGAGUUAUGUUCAUGUUAAAUAAAUGCGUAUAUCAUGAAAAAAACAGUUUUCAUUUAUUAUGCCCCCCUUCGAAGAAGAGGGGGUAUUUUGCUUUGCUCAUGUCGGUCGGUCAGUCCACCAGGUGGUUGUCAGACGAUAACUCAAGAACGCUUGGGCCUAGGAUCAUGAAACUUCAUAUGUACAUUGAUCAUGACUCGCAGAUGACCCCUAUUGAUUUUGAGGUCACUAGGUCAAAGGUCAAGGUCACGGUGAACCGAAAUAGUAAAAUGGUUUCCGGAUGAUAACUCAAGAACGCAUACGCCUAGGAUCAUGAAACUUCAUGGGUAGAUUGAUCAUGACUCGCAGAUGACCCCUAUUGAUUUUGAAGUCACUUGGUCAAAGGUCAAGGUCACGGUGACCCAAAAUAGUAAAAUGGUUUUCGGAUGAUAACUCAAGAACGCAUACGCCUAGGAUCAUGAAACUUCAUAGGUAGAUUGAUCAUGACUUGCAGAUGACCCCUAUUGAUUUUGAGGUCACAAGGUCCAAGGUCACGGUGACCCGAAAUAGUAAAAUGAUUUUCGGAUGAUAACUCAAGAAGGCUUUUGCCUGGGAUCAUGACACUUCAUAGGUACAUUGAUCGUGACUCGCAGAUGACCCCUAUUGAUUUUCAGGUCACAGGUCAAGGUCACGGUGACAAAAAUCGUAUUCACACAAUGGCUGCCACUACAACGGACAGCCCAUAUGGGGGCAUGCAUGUUUUACAAACAGCCCUUGUUUUUAUCUUGUGUUAGUGAGUAGCCCCUUAAUGUCUAAAAGUUAGGUUUUGAAAAACUGCUAGAAAUUAAAGGGUUCCUGUUAAUGGCUGAUAUUUUUUAUUCUUCAAAUCUUCUACAUAUGUGGUCAUUCAUUUGUUUUAACAAAAACUAUCAGCAUGAUCGUUACUUAUAUUGUUUACUGUUUGUAAAAUAUCACAAUAUUUUGCCUACAUAUAUUUGUAGGAAUAGAUCGUUUUAAAACGGUAAUAAACAUUGCAGACAUAGUCA